CUGAAACGCGUCGGUUGUUCGUAUAGAGUGCGCGCUCGUUUCUCGGUCAGCCGUUGGCGAGUUCUCAGUGAGAGAGAAUAACAGAGUUUUUUUCGCUUUUGGCCAACUAACGUUAGUUUUGGGCCGCCAAGCAAAUCGAAGUACGCAGGCAACACUAAUCACCAGCAACAAAACCGACAACAAUAACAACAGCAAGUAUUAGAAAAGCCAAACAGCGCCACAUGCAAAUUCACAGGAAAAGCCAUACACACACACGCACACGCACACACACCAAGUAUUAGCUGUAGAGGAGCUGCAGAUACAAUUGCCAGAUAAGUUCUGCUGCACAGUGGGACGAAAGCGUGUGUCUAUUUGUUUAUUGUGGCAACUGGAAACUGGAAACUGGAAACUGGAAAUCGCAGAGAGAGAACGUGAGACGUGCCACAAGAUGCCACAAAUGCUGCCCAAUUCGAUAUCCAAGUGCUGAGCAACAAUAAUAUUAUUAUUACCAAUAUUAUUAUUAGUAGUAUCUUUGGAGUGUUGUGCGAACCAGCCAAAUUCACACAUUCUAAUAAGUAGCUCGAAAGCAUAAAUAAAAGAUAUUCGAAAUACGAACUCGAGCCAACAGAGGUGUCGAGUGCAUCGUCCAGAUACCAGACCGAGAGUAGCCCGCAACAACUGUUGCCCCCUCUUCGUGUGUCCGCAUAGACGUAGGUCGUGGCCAAGGUGUUCAAAGGCAAACGAAGCGGCAGCCGCAACGAGGUGUACACAUUCGGCACCAUGGAGGGCGGUUACGUAAACGAAGAGGAUUCCGAUGCCAUAAUGGGCGUGGAAAGUCCAGGCGGUCAGCUGAAGACGAAAAAUGGACAGAAAUAUGUUUUCAAUGGACCGCCAUCGGGUGUCUAUGUUUCUAAGGCGUGUUUGAUCAUCUCGGCCUUUAUUAUGGUGGCAGCUCUUAUAUCCUCAGUGCUUCUCACCUACUUCCUCGCCUCGCCAAAGCUGCCGAUCAUGGAGCCCAGCGCCCAGGCACAGUCCAAGGAUCUUCAGAGUCAUGAGAACGAUGCAACGAGCGAUUCGCACGCAAAUGCAACGCCCUUGGCAAAUGCCAAGUUCGACAUACCCGGCUGGCUGAAGCAAAAGGAACCCAUAACGACAUCCAAGCCAGAAAUACCCGUAGUCGUACCGCCCGUGGGCGAUAUACCCGUCCAGGAGGAGACGCUGGACACCAAUGUAAAGUCAAUGGAACGCACGCUGCAGCUCUACGAGGGCUGGCGCCCACUACACUACAGAAUUGUCAUUGAGCCAAAUGUCGUGUCGUCCGCUAACAAUGGCAGUCUGUCCAUUGAAAUCGAACGUGAUCCCAAGGUCAGCAGCUGGGAGCCCAUUGUUCUGGACGUGCACAACGUGAGCAUCUCAAAUGUGCGCGUGAUACGAGCUCCCGUUGCCAACGGCAGCGAUGAGGUGGAUCUGGAUUUCGACAGCGACUAUGGGGAGAACAAUGCCACGUUUGUGAUUAGACUGGCCAAGGAUUUGGCAGGCGACUCUAAGCUGCGAGUGCUGUUGAGCCUGGACUUCGUCAGCCAGGUGACAGAUACGCUGCAGGGCAUCUACAAGACCAGCUACACCAAUCCAGACAACAAGCAGUUGCAAUGGGUCAUCAGCACUCAGUUCUCGCCCAUUGAUGCUCGACGCGCUUUCCCCUGCUUCGAUCGUCCCGACAUGAAGGCCAACUUUACCAUCAGCAUCGUUCGGGAUGUCAAGAAGACAAUGUGUCUGUCCAACAUGCCCAAAUAUCGUAGCAGCACCCAUCGUCUUGGUUAUAUACGCGACGACUUCCUGACCACGCCCCGCAUGCCGACCUACCUCUUGGCCUUCAUUGUCUCCAAUAUGGUUGACUCACGCUUUGCUGAUUUGGACAGCAGCCUGGUGCCGCGCGUGGAGAUCUGGACGCGGCCCACAUUUGUGGACAUGACCAACUAUGCUUACAAGAUGGUGCGCAAAUUCCUGCCCUACUACGAGGAGUACUUCGGCAUCAAGAAUAAGCUGCCAAAGAUUGAUUUGGUUUCGGUGCCAGACUUUGGCUUUAGCGCCAUGGAGAACUGGGGCCUGAUCACCUUCCGUGACUCGGCGCUGCUGGUACCCGAGGAUCAGGAGCUGGCCUCCUCGUCGGAGCACAUGCAGUAUGUGGCACAGAUCAUAGCCCACGAGCUGGCGCAUCAGUGGUUCGGCAAUCUGGUAACGCCCAAGUGGUGGGACGAUCUCUGGCUGAAGGAGGGCUUCGCCUGCUACAUGAGCUACAAGGCGCUCAAUCACGUGCAUCCUGAGUUCCAGAUUAUGGAUACCUUCACAGUGCUGGAAUUCAAGGAGUCGAUGCAACAUGAUGCCACCAAUACCUCGCAUUCCAUUUCCUUUGAUGUGAAGACUUCGAGUGAUGUGCGACGCAUCUUUGAUCCCAUUAGCUACUCGAAGGGCACGAUUUUGCUGCGCAUGUUGAACUCCAUUGUGGGCGACGAGGCCUUCCGUGCGGCUACCCAGGAUCUGCUCAAGACUUUUGCCUACGAGAACAUGUCACGCGACGAUCUCUGGGCAUUCCUCACACGACAUGGCCAGGCUAAGGGCACGCUGCCCAAGAACAUGAAUGUCAAACAGAUCAUGGACUCAUGGAUAACACAGCCGGGCUAUCCUGUGGUGCAUGUGGAGCGCAAUGGUGCGGAUUUGGUGCUGCGACAGGAGCGCUAUCUGCUGCCCGCUCGCAAUCCCCUGGACAACAGUCGCUGGUUCAUACCCAUUACCUAUGAGACGGACGAGCUGCAUAAGGGCGAUAAUAUACCCACGCACUGGAUGACCCAGGACCAGGAGCAGCUGGUGGUCAACGGCGUCUUCACCUCGACCAACAACAGCGACAACGUUGUCUACCUGAACCUGAAUAGGCAGAGCUACUAUCGCGUCAACUACGACAUGACCUCCUGGCUGGCCCUGAAGAAGAACUUCAGCACACUUCCACGUAUCACACGCGCUCAGCUGCUGGACGAUGCACUGCACCUCUCACAGGCGGAGUACCUGCCCUACGAUAUACCUUUGACUUUCUUGAUGGAGCUCUUCACGGCCAUCGACGAUGAGCUGUUGUGGAGCGCAGCCAAGCCGGGUCUCAACUAUCUCAUCUACAAUCUGAAGCGGGAGCCAGCAUAUGAGACCUUUAGGGCCUUCAUGAAGUUCAUAGUGCGUCCGGCCUUCGAUCAUUACGGCCUGAAUGAGCCGGACAACGAGUCGCAUCUGCAGCUGAAGCAUCGAGCUCUGGUCGCCAAUUUCGCUUGCAAGUUCAACUACGAUCGCUGCACGCAGGUGGCACAGAUGAAGUUCCGUGAAUGGAUGCGCGAUGCCAAAAAGAAUCCCAUUAAGCCCAAUCUGAAGUCGGUCAUAUAUUGCACGGCCCUAGCGGAGGGCUCGUACCCCGAAUGGUAUUUCGCCUACAAGCAGUACAAGAGAACGAACAGUGCCUCUGAGAAGGAGGAGAUACUCACAUCCCUAGGCUGCACCACCAAGCCCUGGCUGCUGUCCAAAUAUCUGAAUUUGACUGUCAACUCUACGUCGGGCAUACUCAAGCAGGACGGCGCCUUGGCUUUCCGUGCCGUCGCCUCCAAUGCCAUUGGCUAUGAGAUAGCCUUUGAUUUCCUCCAGACCAACAUCAAGGAGAUAGCCGAAUACUAUGGCGAUGGCUUCUCGACGAUAACGGAGAUGAUUAAGUCGCUGACCAUCUAUAUGAACAAGGACUACCAUAAGCAGCAGCUGCAGGCUUUGGCCGCCAAUUGCCGUAAGCUCGGCCUGAAGGCCGUCGAAAUUGCCAUAGGGCUGGCCAUGGAGCAGGUGAACGACAACAUCUAUUGGCGCACCCACUCCUACGACAGCCUCAAAGGCUUCCUCGAGGGCAUUGUCAGCGAGUUCCAGAUCAACAUCUUCUAAGCCACUCAACGUGGUCUGUGCAGCUCUUUAACCAAAUGCUACUUUUUAUUCAACGGCCUCAAUAUAAUUUUAGCAAACAAAAAAACACAAUAUAUGAAACGAAUUAUUUGCGAAAAGUGAUAUAAACGUGUAAGUUAGCCAACUUAGUUAAGAUACCAAGCAUCUAUAGAACUAUAGAUCUUCUACUUUUUGCAAGUAUAUGUAUAUUUAUUUAAUUUAUAAGUUCGUUCUGCUUCAGUCUGUUGUAAUUUAUUUUUGAGUUUCUCGUCACGUUCCUGUCUUGAAUAGAAAUCGAAGGAAAAACUAUAGUUUAUUAUCACGACAAUAGCCAAAAAGAAGGAAGAAGGAAAAAGAAAGCAAGAAAGAAAAUCAUUUCAUUCCGUCUGUCAAAAGUUGAUAAAAUCAUCAAAACUUUUCCUAAUGCUGCUUGGGUAAAAUAUUAACAAAUGAAAUACACUUGAAACUCUACUACUAAGCCAUUUAGCCCUAAGUCAAACAACAUUAAAGUAAUAAAUAUCUUAAACUUGUAUUAAGUCCAAAAAGAAAACCGAAAAACUUUUCCCAAGAGCUCGGAAUUAUAGUUUUAAUUUUUGCUCUCACAAAGGAUGAACGGAAUGCUGCCUUAAGUGGAAAGUGGGUGGAAAAUGAGUGUCCUUAACGCAAAGUUUCAAAGUAUUGCGGAAGUUAAACCUACAUACAUACAUAUAUAUAUAAAUAUAUAUAUAAACUAAUUAAUGUUAAUGUAAAAGUUAUCUAUUAUGGAUUUUAUAAUGCGUAACACUAAAUAUAUAUUCGCUUAGUG
Molecule: messenger RNA, 4741 nt
Organism: Drosophila hydei
Lineage: Eukaryota; Metazoa; Arthropoda; Insecta; Diptera; Drosophilidae
Product: aminopeptidase N
Exons: 14
Coding region: 760-3939 (1059 amino acids)
Biological process (GO): peptide catabolic process; proteolysis
Cellular component (GO): cytoplasm
Molecular function (GO): zinc ion binding; metalloaminopeptidase activity; peptide binding
Source: RefSeq, a predicted model, not a curated record